UUGGGAGGCACGCCUAUAGGCUUGCAUGACCAGUUGUGUACACGGCUGCAGGGAACAAACAUCACCAAAUCAAGCUUUCAAUAGCGCUGCGUAUGCAAGCCCAAUCGGCCAAGCGGAACGGGCCAACGCCACUAGUUGUGGUGUUAUCCCAGACACACGCGAGCCAUGCGACUUGCAUUUUUGGAUGCAAUAUGUAGAUAUUACUGGCUGAGUGGCUUCGGUGCAUGUUCAUGGCGUGAUGUGUGCUUAUAGCUCGGGCGUGUCGGCCCGUUACGACGUUUCAAAAGGCUAUAUGAGACGUUUAAGAGGGUAUUUGCGGUAUCUCUGCGGUUGCAAUCGCCUUGAAUUCUACAGUUGUAAUGGCAACAUCAUUUAUAGGUAUGCUAUUGACAGCCGUCUAGUGUUUAUCAGACUGUUACUCUGAAGAGAGCACCGUAUGACCCGGCAGUGUUAGAUGUCCGACGAUUGUUCCACCACACAAUGCUAUUCCUAUAAAUAAUUACUCAAGCCGCUAUAAAGACUAUUAUACGUAACCCAUGCACAAACUUUUUAUUUAUUUUCACUCUCCUUGCUUCCUCUAUACGUAUUUCACGGCCUCUCACUUACACAGGCAAACGAUCCAUGUCACGUGUCUUCAAGACAUUCCCCUCACGUGACUCGACAAAACCCGCCCAGCUGGCCCAGCAGCCAACCAGACCAACCAGAAGCCUGCUGACGGGGACCUUUUUCAUUUUCGCGCAAUCCUCUCCCCCAAAGGCAUCUCUCUCCCGCCCUACCACGCAUCAGCAACCACAACCACCCGCCGAGUCGCCCAUCAUGCCCGCCUCGCUUGCUCCUUUCGUCCUCCGCAGACCUUGGUUGACCAAGUUGCUCACUCCCGCCGCUUCCUGGUACGCCAAUGCCGCCGGCUACCGCAAGCUUGGCCUCAGAUACGACGAUCUCCUUGAGGAGGAAUCCGAGGCUGUCCAGAUUGCCAUCCGCCGUCUCUCCGACAAGGAGGCCUACGACCGUGUCUACCGUCUCCGCCGCUCCAUCCAGUGCAGCUACCAGCACAAGCUGCUCCCCAAGUCUGAGUGGACCAAGCCCGAGGAGGAUGUCCCCUACCUCCGCCCUCUGGUUGCCCAGGUUGAGGCUGAGCUUGCCGAGAAGGAUGCCCUCGACUCCAUGAACGUCAUCAAGAGCCACUAAGCGCUAGUGGAUCGAAAAUGUAAAGCAGGAGAGAUGGAUGGAAUAUUUUUUGUGUAUACCAAAGACGGAGGAGGGGAGAAUGCAGUGGUGGGAAGCGGCGACACCAGCCCCAGGACGACAGAUUUAAUUCCUGAGCCCUGCCAUACGGACAGACCGGGCAGACAAGACAGGGUACGACAGGGAGGAAAAGCAGGGAGAGGGCAUCUUGAUUGAGAAGACGAUUCAAGAGUGCACCUGAUCCCGUGUAUCCUAUGUAUAGACAACCUCUUUUUUAGUUCGUUCGAGCCGCAGAAGCGCGAAUGAAACAAAAAUCACUUUCAGUUUUU
This is a messenger RNA of [Torrubiella] hemipterigena, 1514 nucleotides long. The record is from the annotation of a GenBank genome assembly. Lineage: Eukaryota; Fungi; Ascomycota; Sordariomycetes; Hypocreales; Clavicipitaceae.